Sinocyclocheilus rhinocerous is the source of this 2986-nucleotide messenger RNA. RefSeq names its product GRAM domain-containing protein 1B-like. Gene Ontology annotation, molecular function: cholesterol transfer activity; cholesterol binding. The coding region runs from base 566 to 2797 and encodes 743 amino acids. Gene Ontology annotation, biological process: intracellular sterol transport. The record is from RefSeq and is a predicted model, not a curated record. The transcript has 21 exons. NCBI's taxonomy places the organism in Eukaryota, Metazoa, Chordata, Actinopteri, Cypriniformes, Cyprinidae. Gene Ontology annotation, cellular component: plasma membrane; endoplasmic reticulum membrane; endoplasmic reticulum-plasma membrane contact site.
AACAACACUGAAUAUUUGAGGCAUCAUUCACACAUAUGCAAUAUGCAAUAGUAAUAUUGGUUACAAUACAAGUUAUACAGUCCAAAAUGUAUGCGUGCAGGAUUUGCUGGCAUAUGCAUCACAGGAGCGGACAGAGUCAGCGAGCGAGUAAGAGUGAGAGAGGGGAGUGGUGUGAUUGGACAGGGGGAGGGGUAGAGAGCCAGAGACUGGCUUGUUGUUCAGGCUGCUGACGUGAGUGGCUUCAUUCAAGAAACCCAUGAAUAUUAAAUCAACCCCAGCCGCCACACUGCGCCGCAUAGGAGCCGUUUUUCACGCCAGCUCACCGUCCUCCUGCUCCCGCUGACCCUGACAGAACGAUAGCGAGCGACUAACAGGACAGCAGAGGAAACGGCCAUGCGGAAAAGCGAGAAAAUGAGAAUGCUUGCUUGAAAAAACAGGGAUGCUGGACUCAGAGAUGAUAUGCUCCGCCUCCUCUUUUCCUCCUCUCUCGUCACAUCACUCCAUCCCCACACUGCAGCCGCACUGAAUGAAUGAAGCAGAGCCCAACGCUUUCAUGUAGCCCCUCAUGGCCACCAGCACUGCCAGUAACUCGAACCGCAGCUCGCCGGCCUGCUCACCUGUCCUGCGUAAACGCUCGCGCUCCCCAACGCCCCAGAGUCCAGAGGGAGAGAACAUGGUGGAAAAGAGCUCCGAUCAUUCCUCCGAUAAAUCCCCCUCCACCCCGGAACAGGCCGUCCAGCGCACCUACAGCCAGUCGCUUCACACCACCCGCCCCGCAGGGAAGAACUCCAAGUCACACAAGAGACUGUCUAAAAAAAGUCAAAGCUGGUAUAACGUUUUGAGUCCCACAUACAAACAGCGAAAUGAAGACUUCAGGAAGCUCUUUAAGCAGCUGCCUGACACAGAGCGCCUCAUUGUGGACUACUCCUGUGCCCUGCAGAGAGAUAUCCUCCUGCAGGGUCGCCUCUACCUCUCUGAAAACUGGAUCUGUUUCUAUAGCAACAUAUUCCGCUGGGAAACGCUGCUGACUGUGAAGUUGAAAGAUGUUUGCUCCAUGACGAAAGAGAAGACUGCUAGACUCAUCCCCAAUGCCAUCCAGCUGUGCACAGACAGUGAAAAGCACUUUUUUACCUCAUUCGGGGCAAGAGAUCGGACGUACAUGAUGAUGUUCAGACUCUGGCAAAAUGCUCUACUGGAAAAGCCAUUGUGUCCCAAAGAGCUGUGGCACUUUGUCCAUCAGUGUUAUGGGAAUGAACUGGGUCUGACCAGUGAUGAUGAGGAUUAUGUACCUCCUGAUGACGACUUCAACACCAUGGGGUACUGUGAGGAGAUUCCCGCUGAAGAAAACGAGGCCAAUGACAACUGCCCCAAAACCCCAGAUGCCAAAAUGGACAUCAGCCCCCAGCUCCACAGGAAGGUUUUCCCCAACAGCAGUCUGAAUUCCACAGACAGCACAGACGCUCCGGUCAACUUUGACGUGCCCCCAGUGGAGGACUUUAGUGGCUGUGUCCCUGAAGACCUCCUACCCCUGCCGUUACCUGACAACAAGCUGCCAGAGACUAGUGGCUCCGCCCAUGUCCCCACCCCCUCACCCUCCCUUGACUUCAACGACAAUGAGGACCUUCCCACUGAACUCAGCGACUCGUCAGAAACACAUGAUGAGGCAGGGGAAGUGCAGGCCUUCCAGGAAGAUCUGAAUGGGAAACUGUACAUUAAUGAAGUGUAUAAGUUCAGUGUGGAUAAAAUGUAUGACAUCCUCUUCACUGAAUCCCAGUUCAUGAGAGAGUUUCUGGAGCAGAGACGCUUUUCAGAUGUGGUCUAUCACCCAUGGAAGAAAGAGGACACUGGUAAUCAGACCAGAGAGAUCAUGUACACCAUCUCCCUCUCCAAUCCACUGGCCCCAAAGACGGCCACAGUCACAGAGACGCAGACUCUGCACAAGGCCAGUCAAGUGAGCGAGUGCUACAUCAUCGACGCUGAGGUGAUUGCUCACGAUGUCCCGUAUCACGAUUACUUUUACACGCUCAACCGCUACAUGCUCACCAGAGUCGCCAAGAACAAGUGCCGCCUGAGGGUAUCAGCUGAACUACGCUACAGGAAGCAGCCAUGGGGACUGGUCAAGGGCUUCAUUGAGCGAAACUUCUGGAGUGGCCUGGAUGAAUAUUUUAGGUAUUUAGAGCUGGAGUUGAGUAAGGUACAGCUGGUGCUAUCUGAACCUCACACACAGUCUCCCAAAUCCAAAGCGCUACGCACAGCUACAAUGAGGCGGAGGAAACGGCCCCUGACGCACAUGAGGCAGCAGCACCUGGACGAGGCGCUCAGCCCCGUCACCACACCUGAGGAUGAGAAGAGUGUCAUCCAUCGCAUCAAACACGUGGCAGGAUCCACACAGACCAGACACAUCCCAGACCAUGGAUCUGAAGGCCUGGCUCUCUACAGUGUUUCCAAACUCCUGCUUAUAAUCAGCUCUGUGAUUUGUGUAAGCCUGGUGCUGCUGGUCUUUUUGAACAUGAUGCUGUUUUAUAAGCUCUGGAUGCUGGAAUACACUGCUCAGGGUUUGACUUCCUGGCAGGGUUUCAGAUCUCAUGAAAGUAAACUUCCAGAGACACAGAUUGAAUGGGCUCAACUUUUGAAAUCUCAGCAGCGUUACCAUGAAAACGAGCUGGAGAAAUGGAAGGAAAUAAUAAAGUCGUCUGUGCUUUUGUUAGAUGAGAUGAGAGAGUCUCUAAUGAAGCUACAGAAAGGUAUCGGGUUAAAAGACUACAAUUCAGACAGUGAAGAAAGUCGCUAUCACUGACAAACAGAGUCCCGGCUCAGCGAAUGUGAUGAACAUCUCCACAUGUAAGCGAUCAGAUGAGCUGAGCUGAGCUGGCAUGGUAAGUGGGCGGCACUGACUGAACGGCUCUCACAGGCCAGCUGACAGCAGACACUGAAGGAAACCCAGUACUGUAAGUUCUCUGUCUCCUCCGUGAUGAAAGAGAUGGGG